This is a messenger RNA of Amphimedon queenslandica, 901 nucleotides long. Its product is annotated as N-alpha-acetyltransferase 60-like. Bases 109 to 786 code for a protein of 225 amino acids. The transcript has 2 exons. Gene Ontology annotation, biological process: N-terminal peptidyl-methionine acetylation. NCBI's taxonomy places the organism in Eukaryota, Metazoa, Porifera, Demospongiae, Haplosclerida, Niphatidae. Gene Ontology annotation, cellular component: Golgi membrane. The record is from RefSeq and is a predicted model, not a curated record. Gene Ontology annotation, molecular function: histone acetyltransferase activity; protein-N-terminal amino-acid acetyltransferase activity.
CCGCGCCCACAGUGACAACACAGCAGGAACCAUUAUAAAAACAGGCUGAAAAGGGAGAGAAUGCCACAGUUAUAGAGAAAGUAACGGGGAAACCAAGCUAUUUAAGACAUGGAUCAAAAGCUAUACUACCGACAAAUGAGUUAUCAGGACAAGGACCUAAUGCAGGGGCUUUGUAACGAGUGCUUUCCUUUGGAAUAUCCUGAAUCAUGGUUUGAUGGGCUACUCAGAGAAGACAGGUAUACCUACACCCUGGGAGCGUAUGAAAUAGAGACUGGGACCAUGGUCGGAAUGAUUGUAGGUCAGAUACAAUCAAUUAGACAGAUUGAAAAUGAAUACGGAUUCGUUCUCGAGGAAGCUUCGCCGAAUGAUUGCGUAAUGUACAUCACUAUAUUUGGUGUCAGUGAGAGAUACAGAUGCAAAGGGGUUGGCUCAUACCUAAUGCAGUCACUUAUAAAUUACAGUAUAACAGAGACUAAUUGUAAUUUGAUAUAUCUCCACGUCGAGGCUGUAAAUUCGACGGCCAUUACAUUCUACCAGAGAAGAGGAUUUACUUAUCACUGUACAGAUGUAGGCUACUACAUGUUACCGGGUGACACUACCCAGUCAGAUGGAUUAGUCCUAAUACAAUUCAUUAAUAAUGGGAGACCUUACAAAAAGUCAUUUGACAAUUGGUGUAAAAGAAGCAUUAGCGGAAAUCCUAUCAUGCAGUGUUUGGGAGGCGUGGUCAAAGGACCUUUUAGCUCUAUAAGACACAUAUGGCAUCGAUCGAUGUCAUCUCCUUCUUAAUUUUAUGUCUCGUGUUAUUUUUAUUUUGAUAAUUAUCGUAAUUAUUGUGUUCACUAUUAUAUUAAUUUUUAUGUUUUAAAGACAUAAAUUUGUAACAACACCAAAAUAAUAAUAA